Messenger RNA from Betta splendens (Siamese fighting fish), 4621 nucleotides. It is a transcript of the gene slc44a5b, whose product is annotated as solute carrier family 44 member 5b. Gene Ontology annotation, molecular function: transmembrane transporter activity. NCBI's taxonomy places the organism in Eukaryota, Metazoa, Chordata, Actinopteri, Anabantiformes, Osphronemidae. Gene Ontology annotation, cellular component: membrane. The coding region runs from base 362 to 2524 and encodes 720 amino acids. The record is from RefSeq and is a predicted model, not a curated record. Gene Ontology annotation, biological process: transmembrane transport. The transcript has 23 exons.
UUCUGUGCUACGCGUGUUCAAAUCCUCUGUGACCGCGCGCAACAACGCGGCGUGAGCUUUGCGUUACAUCCUAACAAAGGAAAACGCGGCGCUCAACAGCAGCGACGGCGGCGGAGUCAGCGGCAGCGGCCCCUUUAAGACCGUUUAGGAAUAAUUAAUGACGUCGCGCUGUAAACACGACUGACGCUCGGCUGCGUGGCCGAAGCAUCUUCAGACCGAGAGCUUAAGACCUGUCCGGGCUGCCGUGUUUAUCUCUCGACGGGACCGCUCCGAGGCAUUAACAUAACUGAGGUACUCCUCGACUCUCAUAUGCGGACUCCAAAACCGAGACUCCGGUGCCGCGUCUGCUCUAUUAAGUGCCAUGUCUAGAAGGACGGACAGCCCCUCCUCUUACUAUGGUGAACCACGCAAGUUUGACCCCAACUUCAGAGGGCCUGUUCGUAACAGGAGCUGCACUGAUGUGUUUUGCUGUUUCAUCUUCGUCAUCGUCAUCAUCGGUUACAUCGCUCUGGGGACUGUGGCCUGGAUUCAUGGUGACCCCAGGAAGGUCGUCUAUCCAACUGACAGCCACGGUCAGUUCUGUGGGCAGAAGAACACCCCCAAUGCAAACAAAGCCAUAUUAUUCUACUUCAACAUGUUAAAAUGUGCCAAUCCUGCAGUUUUAAUUAACCUCCAGUGCCCUACAACCCAGCUCUGUGUCUCCAAGUGCCCUGACAGAUUUGCCACUCUACUGGAUGCAUGGAAUACCCAAAACUGGGGUUAUUACAAGCAAUUCUGCAAGCCGGGCUUCAAGAUUGACAGUAAGUCAGCUUUACAAGUCAUACGAGAUGAAGACUGCCCAUCAAUGAUUGUGCCAAGCAGACCUUUCCUUCAGCGGUGCUUCCCGGAUUUCAUUACCAGAAAUGGAACGUUAACUGUAGCCAAUCAGACCAUAUUUAAAGAUGGUGAGAAUAACAAGAGGAGCGUUAGCGACCUCAAAGAUGCUGCCACGGCUGCUAAGUCUGCACCCAGAGAGUUCUGGACAGAUGUUGCAGGAGGUCUUUCCAGUCUCCUAAAUGCCAAAGAAGUCGGCAUGAAGAUCUUUGAGGAUUAUGCAAAUUCCUGGGACUGGAUUCUCGUUGGACUAGUGAUAACCAUGGUGGCCAGUCUGCUUUUUAUCCUGCUCCUACGCUACACUGCUGGUGCAAUUUUAUGGCUUGUUAUAGUUGGUGUCAUCGGCGCCGUCGCUUAUGGUAUCUGGCACUGUUACGUGGAAUACAGCAUGCUGAGCAGGACGCCACAUGCUAAUAUGACCCUCUCGGAUAUCAGCUUUCACACAGACUUCAGCGUUUACCUUCAUCUCAGCCAGACAUGGCUCAUCUUCACGAUCUCACUGGCUGUGGUUGAAACCAUCAUUGUGAUUAUACUGAUAUUCCUGAGGAGGAGACUGUGCAUUGCUAUUGCUUUACUUAAGGAGGGAAGCAAGGCCAUUAGCUACAUCAUGUCCACUCUGUUCUACCCCAUCAUCACUUUUCUCCUUCUGGCCAUCUGCAUCACUUAUUGGGCAAUUAUAGCAGUCUUCUUAGCAUCAUCUGGUAAUGCAGUCUACAAGGUCACAGCUGCUGAUGAUAAAUGCAUGUAUGCUAACCUCACAUGCAAUCCAAAGACCUUCAAUCAGACUAACAUCACCAAGGUGUGCCCGGGGUCGCAAUGCCUGUUCGCUUUCUAUGGAGGCGAGAGCGUCUACCACCGCUACAUAAUAGUCCUCCAUCUGUGUAACCUGUUUGUGUUCCUCUGGCUGGUCAACUUUACCAUUGCCCUAGGCCAGUGCACCCUGGCUGGGGCCUUUGCAUCCUACUACUGGGCUCUGAAGAAGCCGAACGACAUCCCUGCCUGCCCUCUCUAUUCCUCAUUCAGUAGAGCGAUACGCUAUCACACAGGCUCCCUCGCCUUUGGUUCUUUAAUCCUGUCCGUGGUGCAGUUGGUUCAAAUUCUUCUUGAGUACCUGGAUAACAAACUGAAAGGUUCUCACAACUUCCUUGCUCGAUACUUGCUUUGCUGCCUCAAAUGCUGCUUCUGGUGCCUGGAACAUUUCAUCAGAUUUAUAAACAGAAAUGCAUACAUUAUGAUAGCAAUAUAUGGGAAGAACUUCUGCACAUCCUCCAAGGAUGCUUUCUUCCUCUUAAUGAGGAACGUAAUUCGGGUUGCUGUUCUGGACAAGGUGACAGAUUUUCUACUGUUCUUGGGAAAGCUGCUCAUUUCAGGAGGUGUUGGUGUUUUUGCUUUUAUGUUCUUCACGCAUAAAAUACCAACCAUUCAAGAGGAGGUGCCCUCUCUAAAUUACUACUGGGUCCCUGUUGUGACGGUGACCUUUGGGUCUUACAUGAUCGCACAAGGCUUUUUUAAUGUCUUUUCCAUGUGUGUGGACACGUUAUUCCUGUGCUUUUUGUGGGAUCUGGAGGUGAACAACGGCUCUGCAGAACGACCGUUCUACAUGAGCAGAUCCCUAAUGCAGAUCCUCCACAAGAAGAACAUCAAGAAAUAGAAACAAAACGAAGGUGGGAAACAGCCAACCAUGUGCAAGAUGUAGAGUACACACUUAAAAUGCCUCCAGGUUGGAGUUGAUAUAUUCUAAUAUUUUCAUUCCCUCACUCACAUGAUAUGAACUUGAAUGUAUGAAAAAGUCUUAGAUGAAGAACAAAGUUUUACCCACUCCUAUAUAUUCAACUAAUUCACAGCUGCAACUGAAAUAUACUUUGAUUUAUACAGUCACAGUCAACCUACACAGUGGUUUUCACACGAAUAUCCAUAAUUACAUUUCAAAUGUCUAAAUGCAUAAUAAGUACAUUAUUGUAAAUCAAGAUACAAAACAGAAUUCACAUUGCAGAUAUUGGCCAUCGAUUUAAUUUAUGAAGACAAAAAUAUGGCUCAAUGACAUCAACCAUUCAGAUUUGCCUAAUCAGUGCAAACUCCAGAUGUCUUUCAUUACAUCAGUACAAUUUGGUACAUUUAAAACAUUAGGAUAUGAGUAAUUAAAGUGGUUUAAAUUAUCCUGCUAACUAAUUAGAGCCCAGUGGUAGACCUUGAAUUAUAAUUUUGAUCAAUCACAAUGUCAUUUACCUAGUCAAAAUAAAUGUUAGAUGUAUGAAAUGUAAUUGAUGGAUAGCACUGACUCCUGAACCUUAUUUCUCACCUGCUUUAGUGUCAAACCUGAAUACAUGUUUUUACCACUUGGUGGCGCCAUCUACCAGAAUUGUUCUGAGUAGUGUCGUAGUGGACUGAUGAAGACUGAUGAAGUGAUCAGUUGCCCAUUUAUCUGUGUUGUUCUCACAGUGUUUGACCUCAGGUUGUCUCACAUUGAGAAAGGUGUUCACUACUUAGCAUCUAAUGUUUUCAGAUUUAAUGGUACAGACCAUCACAGCACAGUAGUUCAUAGUAACUGAUAAGAGCCCUUUGUUUAAAUGCCCAUAUUGAGUUUUCAGUUACAUCAUGCAGCUACACUGUUUUUUAUAGCACCCAUUCACAACAUGGAUUUCUCAAGGUACUGUAUAAGGUAAGGUUUAAGAGCUUACACAACUAAACUUAACAAAUCCUACAUAAAGGAAGCAAGUUAGUGUUUGAGGUGAGGUAAAAUUGGCAUAUUAUGAAACCAAAGACUCAGAUUUGUUCUUCUAAGUACUGUAGAAAGUUUAUAUAAUGAGCAAAUCAGCAGCUUCUGUUCAUCUUUUUUGUUUUUGUUUUUUUGUUUGUGUGUCUUUUAAAUUCUGGUUUCUGCAUUCUGGGGAUAGUACUGUACCACAGUGCUCAAUUAUGUGGCCACAUUGGCCUGUAUUUAUUUGAGUUAUGACUGGUUCAACCAAAAUAAAUGUGUAACUAUCAUUUAUUAAAUGUCUGUGUAUUUUGCUUUGUUUGUUGCACCCAUUAGGGGCAAAUUACAUUGCUUUUGAUCCAGAACCCAGUAAAUGCUGGACAGGUGUUUUUUUUUUUCCCCCAAAUUGAUACGAGUCUUCACGAGUUGCUGAUUAGCUGAAUGAUGAAGUCAAACAGUAAGGGACGCAGCUGUUGGCGGGUGGUCUCUUUCUACACAUGUUUGAUAAGGAUUUCUUGUUUUCCCUAAAUAGGUUUAUGCAUCAUGUGCUCAGCUUUGAUCUGCCGUGAGUAUGAUGCAAGGCCUGUUUGUCAAACCUGAAACCUGCCCUCAUGGUGCCAGUGACAGCGCUGGCAGACGCACCUCGUGCCCCCUUCUGCCUCUGUUUGGGCUCAACGCGCUGGGACACGCCGGCCGUACGUUAACCAUUCAAUACAAACAAGGCUCUGCCUGUGUACCUGAGAGGUGGUGAUGUCGAGUGGUGCCCAGUUUGUCACAUGUAGCAUUUAGUUCAGUGUUUUAUACUGAAUAAUAAUCUUUCAAAUGUCAGGGUUUUUGCGUUUAGCUCAGUUUUAAUUUCCAUAAAGACAAAAACCUCCGAUCUGACAAGUGAAGUUUUUAUAUGCUUCUCUCUCCCUCCCUUGUCUGGAAAAUAGAUUCUUUUGGUCAACCACAGUCAACAAGUAGACACAAGUAAAACCUCUCUCCUAGUCAGAUUGGGCGUCAGUUUUCUUACCACAAGCUCUUAAAAGUCAGACUCUGAAGAUGUAGUGC